This is a messenger RNA of Zingiber officinale, 1001 nucleotides long. RefSeq names its product pentatricopeptide repeat-containing protein At4g18975, chloroplastic-like. The coding region runs from base 39 to 410 and encodes 123 amino acids. The transcript is spliced from 2 exons. The record is from RefSeq and is a predicted model, not a curated record. Lineage: Eukaryota; Viridiplantae; Streptophyta; Magnoliopsida; Zingiberales; Zingiberaceae.
UUGAGAACCUUCCCAAUGAGAAAGAGGUUAUUUAUGGUAUGUUGGACAAGUGGAGUGCUUUUGAAACUGAAUUUCCUGUUAUUGCUGCUGCAAAAGCCUUGGAAAUUCUACAAAGUCGAAGAAAGUGGCUUCAAAUCAUUCAGGUUACCAAGUGGUUGUUGAGCAAAGGCCAAGUACUUACAAUGGGAACAUUUGACACAUUGCUCUUGGCAUUUGAUAUGGAUGGGAGAGUGGAUGAAGCUGAAUCCGUAUGGAAAAUCAUUUUACAAACAAACACUCGUUCAGUCUCCAAAAGGUUGUUUUCAAGGAUGAUUGCUUUCUACGACCAUCUUCACCAUCCUGAUAAAAUUUUGGAGGAUUCACAGCUAAUUCUUUCUCAGCUUCUCAACUGCAUUUGUGUCUUUUGCUGAUUAAAAAACGAUAGCAUUAAAAAAUUUCACAUUAUGGUUGCUAGAAAUUAUUGUUGUUUUUCUGAAUUGUAGAUAUGGAGGAAUUAGGAGUAACCCCUGAAGAAGAUACUGUUACAAGGAUAAGAAGAGCCUUUGAAAUGUUGGGACAAAAUGAUAAGCGAGAUCUAUUGUUUAAAAGAUACAAGAGCAAGUGGAGGAACCUCCACUUCAAUGGCGAGCAUGUCAGAGUUCGCUCAACAGAAACAUAUAACUAAGUAUCCAGUUACUUGUUAUCAAACGCAACACAAAUCAAAGCAGUGCAUUGUUGCAGAAUGGCGCGCUCACUUUUUGGUACGAGAUGCAAAGUUUCUCGUUAGCAAGCAAGUAGGAAACCUGAAGGCAGAAGCUGGACUAUGAGUAAAUACCGUUUGAGUAUUGGCUGCAUCUGCCAUCUUGACAACUUGUGGCUGAACGUCUGGAUGUUCUCUGUUUGUAGUAUUUCAUUGUGAAUACAAAAUGCAUCUCCAUUUACAAAUGUUGUGCCAAUUAGUCAUGAUAAUUUUCUUUGAAUAUGAUGGAAGAUUCAUGGAUGGAAGAUUCAUGGAUGAAUUU